This is a messenger RNA of Suhomyces tanzawaensis NRRL Y-17324, 1752 nucleotides long. It is a transcript of the gene GGA2, whose product is annotated as phosphatidylinositol 4-phosphate-binding protein. Gene Ontology annotation, molecular function: phosphatidylinositol binding; ubiquitin binding. Bases 1 to 1752 code for a protein of 583 amino acids. The record is from RefSeq and is a predicted model, not a curated record. Gene Ontology annotation, cellular component: trans-Golgi network. Gene Ontology annotation, biological process: Golgi to vacuole transport; protein transport to vacuole involved in ubiquitin-dependent protein catabolic process via the multivesicular body sorting pathway; Golgi to endosome transport. Lineage: Eukaryota; Fungi; Ascomycota; Pichiomycetes; Serinales; Debaryomycetaceae. The transcript is spliced from 2 exons.
AUGUCGUCCGGGUCCUAUUCACUCUCGAAGAUCAAUCCGAAGUUGUUGAGACGGAUCUACCGUGCCUGUCGUCCUACGCUCAACGAACCCAACCUUGCGUUGAACCUAGAGAUCUGCGACUACAUCAACGCCAAGCAAGGCUCCACCCACAGAGAUGCCGCCAUCGCCGUGGCAAAGCUCAUCAGUCAGAGAGACCCCCAGACCUCCGAGCUCGCCAUCUCGUUGUUGGACAACCUUGUCAAGAACUGCGGGUACCCGUUCCACUUGCAGAUAUCCAGGAAAGAGUUCUUGAACGAGCUCGUCAAGAGGUUCCCUGAGAGACCCCCCAUGAGGUACACCCGGGUCCAGAGAUUGGUGUUGGCCCAGAUCGAGGAGUGGUACCAGACCAUUUGUCGUACCUCCAAGUAUAAGGACGAUUUUGGGUACAUAAAAGAUAUGCAUAGAUUGUUGUCCAACAAGGGCUACGUGUUCCCCGAAGUCAAGUUGGAAGAUGCCGCCGUGUUGAACCCCUCGGACAACUUGAAGACCUUGGAGGACAUCCAGAAAGAAGAGUCGUUGGUCCGCAGUGCCAAGCUCCAGGAGUUGAUUAGAAGAGGCAGACCUCAAGACUUACAAGAGGCCAACAAGUUGAUGAAAAUUAUGGCUGGUUUCAAGGACGACCACAUCGUCGAGAGCAAAAAGCAGGUCAGUGAUGACAUCGCCAGAUUGAAGAGAAAAGUGGAGAUCUUGGCCGAAAUGUUGAACAACGUCGAAGGUGGGGGCACGAGCAUCCAAGACAAUGAGGCCAUUGGCGAACUCUACGCUUCGGUGAAGAGCUCUCAGCCAAUUAUCACCAAGAUCAUCGAAGAAGGCCAUGACAACGAGGACGAAGUCAAUGACCUUUUGGCAUUGAACGAUAAUGUCAAUUCUGUCGUGAGUAAGUUCCAAUUCUUGAAGAAUGGCCAGGUCGAGGAAGCUUCCAAGAUUAACGUUCAAGGUGCAAGUGGCUCUGCAAAUAAUGACUUGAAUCUUAUUGAUUUUGACGAUGAUAUGCCAAUCAGCAAUGACAAGAGAGACGACCAAGGCUACAAUGAUUUGUUGAGUGACUUAGCCAACAUAUCCUUUGGCGAUAACAACGGUGCAGUUGCAUCAGCAAAUGGUAGCAAGGUCAACCCUCUUGACUUGUAUGGAGCAGGGGGAUCUAUUGCCUUGGGUGGAAAUUCGCUGGCUUCUUCAGGAACCCCUUUGCAACAGCCCAAACCAUCCACUUCUAAUGAUCUUGAUCUUUUGGCCGAUUUCAAUUCUCCUUCACCUCAAUUACAGUCCAACACCAACCAAGCUAACAAUUCAUUAGAUCCAUUUGGUUUCAACUUUCCCUCCUCAACCCCAUCUCAGGUGCAGUCUCCCUCAGGACAGUCUCCUUCCGGACAAUACAAAUCGACGACUUUAAUCAACCAAUCUGCCUCUCUUAAGGUUGAAAUUGGUAUCUUGCCAUCAUCCACCAAUCAAUUAUUCCAAGGUAAGAUUUUGCUUAGCAACGCCCAAUCAACCAUCCUCAACCAGUUGAAGUUUUUGCUCGCUGUUCCAAAAUCCUGUAAGUUGAACUUGAAACCUCAGUCGGGCGAUGUUCUCUAUGGCUUCAGCAAUCAAGGUAUUAGUCAAGAAUUUUCUAUUGAAAACUCUUUGGACAAGCCUUUGAAGGUUAAGUGGAAGGUGGAGUAUGUUUCCGGAGGCUCCCACAAUGAAGAGACCGGAGUGAGUAACUUAAGUUAG